Phytophthora nicotianae INRA-310 is the source of this 792-nucleotide messenger RNA. RefSeq lists its product as hypothetical. The record is from RefSeq and is a predicted model, not a curated record. The transcript is spliced from 2 exons. NCBI's taxonomy places the organism in Eukaryota, Oomycota, Peronosporomycetes, Peronosporales, Peronosporaceae. Bases 105 to 695 code for a protein of 196 amino acids.
GGUGACGCCUGUACCUGAUAAACACGCACGCGGAAUCAGAACCUGUGAAAUAGACUGCAUUGUCCUUAUGAAAUAAGAGGAUUCAGACAUUCCAAGCUACCAAGAUGAUGGACAUGCAGGAGAUCAAGGAGCGCCGCCCUCGCUUGCAGCGCGAUGUAGACGACGACGAUGAGACAAAGCAAACGGAGACGGACCCUAUGGUGGCCAAUAUCCCGGAACCGCGGCGCUCUCAGACUGAGAUCUGGUUGCGCUUCGUGAUGGACAAGAUCUGGUCCGUAGCGUUCUUCAUUGUGGCGAGUUUGGGAAUCUAUGAAGCGGGUUUUGUAUCGGAUUUACUGCACGCGCCGCAUGCCAAUCGUAGUUUUGUGCACCUGGGCAUCUUCUUCGGAACGCUACUGGGUGUCUUUGGCUGCUACAUCGAGGUGUACCGUAGCAUGAUCCUAGGUGAGCGAGUGCACUAUGAGAGCGCCAAGACAGCGACGCACGGGAUGCUGGUUUCGAUGCUAGCGUCGGGGUUCUGUUUGGCAGUUGGGAUGUGGCCUGUGUGGCACUGGUUGACGUUGCCGUACCUGUUCAUGUGGUCCUGGGGCGUCGUGGUACAGCUACUGGUCAUUUUACCGUCAAUUCUGCAACGGGUAGUCUUUGUGGUCGCCUACCUCUGGUUCAUGCACUCAUACCUCUCCAAGUUCCUGUAAAGAAUUUAACAAACCAAGAAAAAAAGAUUCUAGUGCAAAAUGAUAAUGUUCAUACUAACCUAUGGAAAACUAUCGUCAUUUAUGCCGAUAGCAUCGG